AGCAAUCAAUCAAUACACAUUUGCUACCAAUUUGCUAUUGCUAUUGCUUGUCCGAAUCCCAUCCCAUCAUUUCAAUUCUCCACUUCCUUCUCAAUCUCCCACGUCUCCUUUUUAUUAAUUUAUUUAUUUAUUUAUUUAUUUUUAUUAUAUAGUUACUACUCCUAUAUAAUAUAUUAAUCCAGUUCAAUUCCACCAAAAACAACUAUCACAAACACAAACAAAAGUUGUUGUUACAUUACAUAUUCCUUAAUUCACUCCUUUGUUCUUGUUCCAUACAUUCAUUCAUUCAUUCAUUACACACUCUUCCUAUGGAUCUCUGUGCAUUUCCAUGUCCUGCUUUUGUAACACCUUCUGAUAAUUCUCCUAGAAGAACACUUCUUCUAUCUUCUCACUCUCAAUCUCAAUGGGGUCUUCAUUUACUCUCUCACUCCCAACACAAACUCAACAACAAAAAGUGUACUAGAACUAGAACUAGAACCAGAGUUUAUGCUUCACUUUCUGAAAUGGGUGAGUAUUAUUCUCAAAGACCUCCAACUCCAUUACUUGACACCAUUAACUAUCCAAUUCAUAUGAAAAAUCUCUCUACCAAGGAGCUGAAACAACUUGCGGAUGAACUACGUUCUGAUGUUAUUUUCAGUGUUUCAAGAACUGGGGGUCAUUUAGGUUCAAGUCUUGGUGUUGUUGAACUUACUAUUGCUCUUCACUAUGUCUUUAAUUCACCUCAAGAUAGGAUUUUGUGGGAUGUUGGUCAUCAGUCUUACCCUCAUAAAAUACUUACUGGUAGAAGGGAUAAGAUGCAUACCAUGAGACAGACUAAUGGAUUAUCUGGAUUUACAAAACGUUCUGAGAGUGAAUAUGAUUGUUUUGGUACUGGUCAUAGCUCAACAACUAUUUCAGCUGGACUUGGAAUGGCGGUUGGGAGAGAUCUAAAGGGAAGAAAGAAUGAUGUAGUUGCAGUUAUUGGUGAUGGUGCUAUGACAGCAGGUCAAGCUUAUGAAGCCAUGAACAAUGCUGGAUAUCUUGAUUCCGACAUGAUUGUUAUUUUAAAUGACAACAAACAGGUUUCGUUACCAACUGCUACUCUUGAUGGACCUAUACCACCUGUAGGAGCUUUGAGUAGUGCACUCAGUAGGUUACAAUCAAAUAAACCUCUUAGAGAAUUGCGAGAGGUUGCCAAGGGAGUGACUAAACGAAUUGGAGGUCCUAUGCAUGAAUUGGCUGCGAAAGUUGAUGAGUAUGCUCGUGGUAUGAUCAGUGGUUCUGGAUCGACACUUUUUGAAGAACUUGGGCUCUACUAUAUUGGUCCUGUUGAUGGUCAUAACAUUGAUGAUCUAGUUGCCAUUCUCAAAGAAGUCAAAAGUACUAAUAGUACUGGUCCUGUAUUGAUCCAUGUUAUCACUGAAAAGGGCCGUGGAUAUCCAUACGCGGAGAAAGCAGCUGACAAGUACCACGGCGUUACCAAGUUUGAUCCACCAACUGGAAAACAAUUCAAAGUCACGGCUCCCACACAGUCUUACACAACAAUCUUUGCGGAGGCUUUGAUUGCAGAAGCCAAAGCUGACAAAGAUAUUAUCGCAAUCCAUGCUGCGAUGGGAGGUGGAACUGGCAUGAAUCUCUUCCAUCGCCGAUUCCCAACAAGAUGCUUUGACGUGGGGAUAGCAGAACAGCAUGCCGUUACGUUUGCUGCAGGUCUGGCUUGUGAAGGCCUUAAGCCUUUCUGUGCAAUUUAUUCAUCAUUCUUGCAGAGGGGCUAUGAUCAGGUGGUACAUGAUGUUGAUUUGCAGAAGCUGCCUGUAAGAUUUGCAAUGGACAGAGCUGGAUUAGUUGGAUCAGAUGGUCCUACGCAUUCUGGUUCCUUUGACGUCGCCUUUAUGGCAUGCCUCCCCAACAUGGUGGUGAUGGCUCCUUCAGAUGAAGCUGAGCUUUGCCACAUGGUUGCCACCGCAGCAGCCAUCGACGAUCGACCUAGUUGUUUCCGAUACCCGAGGGGAAAUGGCAUUGGUGUUGAACUGCCAACUGAGUACAAAGGCAUUCCUCUUGAGGUUGGUAAAGGUAGGAUACUUAUUGAAGGGGAAAGAGUUGCCCUCUUGGGCUACGGAACAGCCGUUCAGAACUGUUUGGCUGCAGCUUCCUUAGUGGAACGUCAUGGCUUGCGCUUAACCGUUGCCGAUGCACGUUUCUGCAAGCCAUUGGAUCGAUCCUUGAUUCGCAGCCUGGCAAAAUCACACGAUGUUCUGAUCACCGUAGAAGAAGGAUCCAUUGGAGGAUUUGGCUCUCAUGUUGCUCAGUUCAUGGCACUUGAUGGCCUUUUAGAUGGAAAUUUGAAGUGGAGGCCGGUGGUUCUUCCCGACCGUUAUAUUGACCAUGGAUCACCUGCUGACCAAUUGUCUAUGGCUGGUCUUACACCCUCUCACAUAGCAGCAACAGUGUUUAACAUACUUGGGCAGACAAGAGAGGCAUUAGAGGUCAUGUCAUAAGAAAAAUACAAAGGGGUUAAAUUUGUCAUUCCCCUCAAUAUACAUGAAACAAAAUCAUUAUUAAUUCAUUUUGUGUAAUGUGAAGAAUUAAUGGUGUAAAUUAUUUAAUUAGAUAAUGCAGGUUAUCAAAUAGUCUAA
Trifolium pratense (red clover) is the source of this 2615-nucleotide messenger RNA. Its product is annotated as probable 1-deoxy-D-xylulose-5-phosphate synthase, chloroplastic. Gene Ontology annotation, biological process: chlorophyll biosynthetic process; terpenoid biosynthetic process. Gene Ontology annotation, cellular component: chloroplast. The transcript has 8 exons. NCBI's taxonomy places the organism in Eukaryota, Viridiplantae, Streptophyta, Magnoliopsida, Fabales, Fabaceae. The record is from RefSeq and is a predicted model, not a curated record. The coding region runs from base 309 to 2477 and encodes 722 amino acids. Gene Ontology annotation, molecular function: 1-deoxy-D-xylulose-5-phosphate synthase activity.